Suillus discolor is the source of this 441-nucleotide messenger RNA. RefSeq lists its product as uncharacterized. The transcript is spliced from 2 exons. Gene Ontology annotation, biological process: DNA repair; telomere maintenance. The record is from RefSeq and is a predicted model, not a curated record. The annotation marks the transcript as partial. Gene Ontology annotation, molecular function: DNA helicase activity. Lineage: Eukaryota; Fungi; Basidiomycota; Agaricomycetes; Boletales; Suillaceae.
AUGAUAAGCUGUGAUUUUCUUACAAAAAUUCAUGAUGCAUUAGUGGAUGCCAAAGAUAACACAGCACCAUUUGGAGGGAUGAACAUUAUCUUUGCAGGAGAUUUUGCUCAGCUAUCACCUGUGAGUGGCAAACAAUUAUAUGCCCACCUUGACCUCAGACGCUGUGCAACAACACAGGGACAAAAGAGCAUAUUUGGCAGACUCCUCUGGCUAUCAACAAACACUGUGGUAUUAUUAACAAAGAUAAUGCAUCAAUCAGGUUCAGAGAAUGAACGAUUUGUCGACUGUCUAACACGUCUGCGUCAUACAGAUGAUUGUGAAUGGAUAGAUGCACCAAUCAUUGUCUGUGACAAUGAGAGCAAAGAUGAACUCAACAUUAGAAUGACAACAGCAUUUGCACGAAGAACAGGACACACUCUUCAUUGGUACCACUGCACAGAU